UUGUUCUCUGGGAAGAGGGCAAACAGCUUGUGACGGCAGGAAUCCAAAUAGGGUCCCAGUGGUCAGGCAGGGAGAAAGGAGGACUGGACAGAACAGACAGGCUGCUAAGAGCAGCUGCUGAGUUGGCUUCCAGUUCUCAUCAAAACCACCCCUCUGACUCUAGAGGGAAACUUGAAUCAUGAAGCUAGUUACUAUACUGUUCCUCUGCUCCAGGCUGCUCCUAAGUUUAGCACAGGAAGAAAGCACCGAGGAAAUAGACUGCAAUGAUGAGGAUGUGUUUCAGGCUGUGGAUGCUGCUCUGAAGAAGUACAAUGCUAGAAACCAAACUGGCUACCAGUUUGUGUUGUACCGAGUGACGGAGGGCACUAAAAUGGUGGGUUCUGACACAUUUUACUCCUUCAAGUAUCAAAUCAAGGAGGGCAACUGCCCUGUUCAGAGUGGCCUCAGCUGGCAGGACUGUAACUACAAGGACGCCGAGGAAGCCGCCACUGGAGAAUGUACAGCGACAGUGGGGAAGAGGGGAGCUAAGAAAUUCUCUGUAGCUACCCAGACUUGCAAUAUUACUCCAGGUAAUGGACCCGCAUUGACAGCCCAGUACACCUGUUUGGGCUGUGUACACCCCAUACCGCCUGACAGCCCUGAACUGGAGCCUGUCCUGAAACACGCAGUUGAGCAUUUCAAUAACAACACCAAGCACUCCCACCUCUUUGCUCUUGAAGAAGUAAAAGCAGCCCAGAGACAGGUGGUGGCUGGAAUGAAUCUUGAAAUCACCUACUCAAUUGUGCAAACGAAUUGUUCAAAGGAGCAGUUUCAGGUCUUAUCUCCAGAGUGCAAAUCCGUUGCUGAUGGAGAUUUUGGGGAGUGUAGAGAUAACGCCUUUGUGGAUAUCAAACAAAACGUUGCUGACUUUACCCAGGACUGCAACAUCUAUCCAGGAGAGGAUUUGACACAACCACUUCCCGACGGCUGCUUUGGAUGCCCCAAGAGCAUACCUGUAGAUAGCCCAGUGUUGACAGAACCUCUCGGUCAUGCCAUCAAAAAGCUUAACACAGAGAAUAACCAUUCUUUCUAUUUCAAGAUCGACACAGUGAAAAAAGCUUCAUCCCAGGUGGUAGGUGGAAUGAGGUAUUUUAUUGAGUUCAUUGCCAGAGAAACCAAAUGUUCAAAGGCGAAUAACAUGGAACUGGGACCAGAUUGUGAAGUCAAGUCCUCUGGUCAAAGUCUCAGCUGCAGUGCUAAUGUGUACAUGAGACCUUGGGAGAACAAAGUCGAACCGACCGUCAAGUGCCAAGUAUUAGAAGUGAUGAUGAGGAGACCUCCAGGCUUUUCACCUUUCCGGUCAGUCCAAGUCCAAGAAGCAAAAGAAGGAACAACUGUAAGUCCACCCUAUACUGCCAUGGUGCAAGAAGAGCAGGAUGCAGAACAUGAGCGAAGACCCGCUGAGGGGCAUGAGAAACAGAAAAAGCAUAAGAUUGACCAUGGUCAUAAGCAUGGGCAUGACCAAGGCCAUCGGCCCCCAAAGACACAUGGCCUUGGCCAUGUUCAUCAGAAGCAACAUGGCCUUGGCCAUGGACAUCAGAAGCAACAUGGCCUUGGCCAUGGACAUCAGAAGCAACAUGGCCUUGGCCAUGGACAUCAGCUUAAAUUGGAUUAUCUUAAACCCCAAAGGGAAGACAAUUUUGACCAUGAACAUAGAGAGGAACGUGCUCAUAAGCAUGGUCAUGGCCAUAGUAAACACAAAAAUCAUAACAGAAACAAUGGCAAGCAAACUGAGGAGAGAACAGAGCCUUUGGUAGGCACUUCUGAAGACAGCUCUACAUCCUCCAUACAGACACAGGGCUGGACCACCCCUAGCCCUCCCCUAGCUCAGCCCAGUGUCGCGGUUACCCCUUCUGACUUUCAGAACUCAGAUUUAAUUGAUGGUGAGGUGGGUACCACACCACCAUAUGCCACGGAGACCUAUGAUGAGUUGAUCCCUGAAAUCCGGGUGCAACCAGAUAGCCUUUCAUUUAAGCUGAUAUCUGACUUUCCAGAAGCAAUGUCCCCCAAAUGUCCUGGACGCCCAUGGAAGCCAGUUAGUAGAAAGGAUCCAGCCACAGAAAUGGGAGAAUUUUCUGAUUUUGAUCUCACUGAUGCUCUUUCUUAACUUAUACAGCCUGCUAGCUCAGAGAGAAAGCAUCCAACUGACCUUCCUCUUCCACUGUUGUCCCAGAAGCCUCUUCUUGUCUCAAAUAAGUCCUCUCCAACUCAAUGUCUGUCUCCUCUGUUGCUUCUGAGUCUCUCUAUCCAUCCUCCUGACUUCCUCUUACUUUCUACAUUUUUUCCUAAUAAUUUAUGUUCACUUUCUGUCAGCUGUUUGCUUGCUCUGACUCUUGACCUGAUUGUAUUUAAUCCUGUUUAUGAUACUCAGGCAGAAAGCUCUCAAAUUAAAGGUGUGUGCUAGGGAUGAGCCACACCAAAACCAGAAACUGUUUUUUUUUCUCCAGUAAAUAGUGAAAUCUUGGA
This is a messenger RNA of Microtus oregoni (creeping vole), 2505 nucleotides long. It is a transcript of the gene Kng1, whose product is annotated as kininogen 1. Gene Ontology annotation, cellular component: extracellular region; blood microparticle. The coding region runs from base 179 to 2146 and encodes 655 amino acids. The record is from RefSeq and is a predicted model, not a curated record. Gene Ontology annotation, biological process: negative regulation of blood coagulation; negative regulation of endopeptidase activity; positive regulation of cytosolic calcium ion concentration. Gene Ontology annotation, molecular function: cysteine-type endopeptidase inhibitor activity. The transcript has 10 exons. NCBI's taxonomy places the organism in Eukaryota, Metazoa, Chordata, Mammalia, Rodentia, Cricetidae.